Molecule: messenger RNA, 1547 nt
Organism: Achroia grisella
Lineage: Eukaryota; Metazoa; Arthropoda; Insecta; Lepidoptera; Pyralidae
Gene: Idgf
Product: chitinase-like protein EN03
Exons: 9
Coding region: 84-1394 (436 amino acids)
Biological process (GO): carbohydrate metabolic process; chitin catabolic process
Cellular component (GO): extracellular region
Molecular function (GO): chitin binding
Source: RefSeq, a predicted model, not a curated record
AGCAACGCUAGCUCAAGAUUCAUUCGACACACACGCUUCGUCUAGAGCAGCACCUUCCACAAAUUGAGAACCAGCUCGUCACCAUGAAGUUCCUGCUGGCCUUCGCCGGCCUGCUUGCUGUUAGCUUCGCAAACAACCCACCAUCUGCAGCGAAAGUCGUCUGUUAUUACGACAGCAAGAGUUAUGUUAGAGAAUCGCAAGCCCGGAUGCUGCCGAAUGAUCUGGACCCAGCACUAUCCUUCUGCUCCCACCUCGUGUACGGCUACGCUGGAGUCCAGCCUGACACAUACAAGUUGGUGCCUCUGAAUGAAAAUCUGGACGUCGACCGAUCCCACGAUAACUAUCGCACUGUCACGAACUUGGGACACAAGUACCCCAACCUGAAGACCCUUCUGUCUGUUGGAGGCGAUGCUGAUAGUGAUGAUAGCAACAAAUACAAUCUUUUGUUGGAAUCCGCUCAAGCUCGUACAACAUUUGUGAACUCCGGAGUACUACUGGUCCAACAGUAUGGUUUCGAUGGUAUCGACUUAGCCUGGCAGUUCCCUAGGAUCAAACCUAAGAAAUUACGUUCGACUUUAGGAUCUGUCUGGCACAGCUUCAAGAAAGCCUUUGGCACAACCCCUGUUGAUGACAAAGAAACCGAACAUCGUGAAGGCUUUACGGCUCUCGUCCGUGAACUGAAACAAGCACUGAAUGCGGUCAGACCGAACCUGCAACUGUCUGUCACAAUAUUACCAAAUGUUAACUCGUCAAUUUACAUCGACGUUCCCUCUAUAAUCAACUUGGUCGAUUUCAUCAAUAUUGAUGCUUUUGACUAUAACACGCCCUCUCGCAAUCCCAAAGAAGCUGACUACGCAUCACCUACUUACACACCACAGAACCGCAAUCCGUUGUUGAACCUCGACGCAGCAGUUACCUACUUUUUACAGAACAGCGCUCCAAGUGGAAAGAUAGUUGUGGGUGUUUCAACAUUCGGUCGCACAUGGAAAUUGGAUUCUGAAAGUGAAAUUUCUGGAGUUCCACCUCUACAUGCUGACGGACCUGGAGAAGCUGGACCUUACACUAAGACUGAAGGACUGCUGAGUUACCCAGAAGUUUGUGCUAAACUCAUCAAUCCCAACCAUCAGAAGGGCAUGCGUCCUCAUUUACGCAAGGUUACGGACCCAAGCGAGAGAUUUGGUACAUACGCUUUCCGCCUUCCUGAUGACAGUGGUGAAGGUGGUCUCUGGGUUUCAUAUGAAGACCCUGACACAGCUGGAAAGAAGGCCAACUAUGUGAAAACUAAGAGACUCGGAGGCAUCUCGAUCGUGGAUCUUUCGCUGGACGAUUUCCGUGGUCUUUGCAACGGCGAGAAAUACCCAAUACUCCGCGCCGCCAAAUACCGGCUACAAUAAAUUCUCAACCUUAUAUCUUAUAUAAACAAAGUUAUAAAUGUGAUAGAUAUUCAUAAAUGUCGUGUGUGUAUAAUUAUAAUGUAAUGUUUUCAUCGCUAAAUAUUUCUUACAUUUCUUUUAACCUUUAUAAUAUAGUCCUGAGGAAUGUUACAA